This is a messenger RNA of Daphnia pulicaria, 3090 nucleotides long. RefSeq names its product inactive dipeptidyl peptidase 10-like. Lineage: Eukaryota; Metazoa; Arthropoda; Branchiopoda; Diplostraca; Daphniidae. The record is from RefSeq and is a predicted model, not a curated record. Bases 608 to 3037 code for a protein of 809 amino acids. Gene Ontology annotation, molecular function: dipeptidyl-peptidase activity; serine-type peptidase activity. The transcript has 18 exons. Gene Ontology annotation, biological process: proteolysis.
UGUGUCCUCCCCCCAGAAACAAGUUGAGCCCAAGAGAGCCGGGACUGUGGAUAUAUUCCGCGUGAACACAAUUUUGCAUUUCUUCCUUCUUUUUUUGUUUCGGUUUUCCAGACCCCCUCCAGCAUCAUUCAACUUAUAAUUUGAAGAUCUUUUUUAAUUUCUCUCCGCUCCGUCAGUCUUCUUUUUCUCCACCUCUGUGUUUCUUUUUUUUACAACACGUCGUAAUAGGCGUGUUAAGUGAAGCUGUUAUUAUUAUGCACGUAGGCUAUUAGCCCCGCAGUCUAUAUCUACUCUACACCAGGACGAACGAGUGAAAAAGCUCACGUUUCCAAACAGGAGUUAGUGUUGUUGUUGUUGUGUAUAGUGUAUAGUCUCUCUUCUUUAUCUCGAUUUUGUUCACCUGGCUGAUGCUCCUAUAGCUCCUACCUGCUGCUGCAUUAUCUGGAAGCCGCGAAGUUUCGGGUCUGGUGGUCGGCGUGAACCCGGCACUUAGUGUACUCCCGCAACCCGCCGCUUUCUGUUGAAUAAAAAAAAAGAGAAAAAAUUGUCACCAGCCCAAAAGUUUGCAGACGGCGAACACGAACGUGAGCGGCCGCUGGUGCCAACUAUGCACGGCAACGUCGGCAUGGAGAAAAACCAAUGGAAAGUCCAAGAAGACGACACCGUCAUUGUGGAUCCAUCAGACAAGGAACAGGCCGAGGAACCUCAUAACUGGAAGGCCACGGGCAUAGCCAUAUGCGCCAUCACCAUUGUGUUGCUGGCCGUCAGCACAGCUGCCCUCUAUUUGCGCCACCCCGAAGACGAGGGGGCUUACUGGCAAAAAGUGUCUUACGAUCUCAACUCGGUUUUGGACACGGAAUCGUCCAUCUUCAUUAACAACAGCGUGUCCAAGGAUCAGUGGAAGUCGACGCGCUGGAUUUCGGAUCGUCAACUGGUUUAUUGGGAUGCCUCUGGCGGACUCCGUGUCUACCGUGCCACGACCAACCAAUCACUCGCCCUCGUACCUCCUCAUGUUGUGUGGAGAGCGGACGAAUUUUGGCCGAGUUACGACGGCCGUUACGUUCUCCUUCGUCAGCACCACACGGGCGACCCGCAGAGCGAAGGCGAACUCUUUUAUGGCUGCCAUCAGCCGCAGCGCUAUUAUGCCGUCUACGACACCCUAGAAAAAGAUUUGUGGAAAAUACGACUGGAAGCGGAAGAACUGCAACCGACUCGUUUGGGAUUCGUUGGAUGGGCAGGGCGAUCCAACCGGCUUUACGCCAUUUAUCGCAAUAGGAUCUUUUGGACUAGUGAUGCCACCAGCCGGAGCGGAUGGAAACUACGAGGUGCAAACGACGACCAGUUUCCUUCGGAGCCGGAACAAGACUUUUUCUGUACCGGAUUACCCGAUUGGACAUAUUCAGAAGGAGUGACACGCUGGCGAAACCUUAUGUGGCCGAACGAUGGCGGCGAUUGGCUAAUUUACGCAACCUUGAAUUCUAGCCAGUGUCACCAUUUGGAUUUCAUCGAAUAUUUAGCGGACCGUUCGCGGGCCAGUAGCAUUCGUCACGCUGUGCCAGGGGGCCAGUUGCCCGAAAUCCAGUUGAAGUUGAUCCAUCUCGAGAGCAAUUCAGAGACCCAAUUGGCCAUCAGCCAGUUGGCUAACCAGAGGCAAUGGAUGUUGGUUCAAGUCGAGUGGCUGGACGCGAUUGGCUUCGUGACGGCCUGGAUGACCCGCAAUCAGAACGAAUUCAGAGUGUUCCACUGCCAGGUGGCCGCCGUGCCUGGAUGCAGCCAAAUUAUUGUCGAAGAAGCUGUCGCUGGACGCUGGCUGGCCUCCCCGUCGCUGUACCCCUCGCCCAGCGGUGACAGCGGCUUCAUUUUGGCAAUCUCAAACGCGGGGCAAGCGGAAGACCAGCGUCUCGUUUAUCACAAAUCGCCUUGGCACAAAUUUGUUUCGGUUGACCUCAACCAAUUACAAGUCAACCGCAUACUAGGCUGGGAUGAAGCGAACGACACCACGUACGUGUUAGCCACUCCAACAAGCGAGCCCCAAAAGAGGCAUGUGUAUCGCGUGAACGGGGCCACGACAGAAUGUCUCAGCUGUCAAAUAAUGGCCGACAAUUGCAACUUUGUCGACGCCAAAUUCGAACCGAAGAACACUGAUUUCUACGAACUGCAGUGCCUAGGGCCUCACAUUCCCAGUGUUCACGUUUUGGCUGCCGACGACAGUGAAAUUCUCGCUACACUUCUGCAGGUUGCCGACGAUAGCGAACUGCGAGACCUUCUCGAACAUCUGACGCCAACGAUCAAAUAUUUAACAAUUCCGCUCGAAAAUGGAGGUGUCGGAAGGGUCCAGCUGUUACUACCCCGUAGCUGGAACGAGAACGUUUACCAUAAACUGCGCUACCCUCUUAUUAUUCAAACCUUGGAUUGGAAUGCUGGGGACGCCUUGACUGACCAGUGGCGAAAAGAUUGGCCCACGUACUUUACUUUAACUCGGCAAGUCAUAUACGCUAGGAUAAGCGGACGGGACAGGUCAAAUAAGUAUGGAUCUCUUCAGACUGGCGUAAAUGACCUCCUUACUGUUGUCAAGUUUCUCAUGGAAGAGCUGAACCACGUUGACAGGCAAGCAGUUGUUCUAAUUGGCAAAGGGAUCGGUGGUUAUCUUGCAACUAUGAUGAUGGCAAUGGUGGCCAACGAGGAAGAAGAAAUUUUCAAAUGUGGCAUCGUUAUUUCGCCCACUACCGAAUGGUCCAUAUACGAGGCAAGCAUUGCUGAAAGAUACUUGGGAGAUGCGUCUGAUCAGCACAAUUAUGUCCUGUCAAAAACAGACAAUCACAUCCACUUGAUUAAAAAUGAUACAAUACUAUUAAUGGACUCGUUUCCGUACAACCCGGUUCAACAUUUUCAAUCCGUGAAAUUCAACUCUCAGUUGACUAAAGCAGGCACUCGUUUCGAUUACAAAACUUAUCCUCAGGCUGGGAUUAAGAAUAUGAUUGAAUACCAUUCUUAUCUUUCCUUGGAACAUUUCAUUACACAAUGUCUGCAAAAAUGAUUGUUAACAUAAUGUAUCAUGGUGGUGGAUGAAUAAAAGUUUAUAGUACAGCA